This is a messenger RNA of Ectocarpus siliculosus, 1515 nucleotides long. The record is from the annotation of a GenBank genome assembly. NCBI's taxonomy places the organism in Eukaryota, Phaeophyceae, Ectocarpales, Ectocarpaceae.
AUGUCGCUACCCAUAUCACUUGCGUGCAGAUUCGUUGCGGUGCAAGCGAAGGAUGCCCUCGAUGAGGUCAACCCUGGUGACGUAAUUGAACUCGGGCACGGAGACUACUGGGAAGAUCUCAAGACACGGACCGAUGGAACGGCCGACAUGCCAAUCACCAUCCGCGGGGCUGCGGGGACGGACGACAGAGAAAACGUCGUUCUGCGCGGCGACGGCACUAGCUCCAGGGUGUUGGAAAUCAAACACGACUACUACAUCAUCGAGGACUUCACGGUGGACGGAGACGCGGAAGAUGAUCCCAACCGUAAUUCGGAUUCGGAUUCCGCCGAGGAUAUGUGGCGCGACAUACUCAUCUACGCCAUCGCCGACCGGGAGCCCACCGAAAGGGAUGGGGGCUAUGUUUCUACGCUAGACGGUCUGGUGAUUCGCAAUAUGAAGCUUGCCAACGCCGGUGGCGAGUGCAUCCGCUUGCGCGAUGUCGGAACCUCGAGCGAUCAGUGGGAAGACGGGCCGGACGUGUGCAUGGGCAACAUCAUCCGUGACAACUACAUCCGGACAAGGGGUAACGAAGGUAUUGACGUGAAAGAAGGAAGCGUUGACACCCUGAUCGAGUUAAACGAGGUGCACAUGCAAUACGACAAGGAGUCCGGAGGCAUCGGAAGCCGUGGUGACCGGAGCAUCAUCCGCUACAACCACAUCCAAGACACGGACGGCGCGGGUGUCCGUCUAGGCGGCCAUGUCGUCGACAACAUUGAGUACGGCGCCAACAACCAGGUAUACGGAAACACCAUGAUCGACUGCCGGGCCUCCGCAGUAAAGGUCAUGGUCGAACCCCAGGGUCAGAUCUGCGAGAACGAGGUUAUACUUCCUGAUGACGUUGACGAGGACGACAGCACGCGAAAAGGGGUAGGAAGUGGCUCUCAUGGAGGAGUGCAAUGCGGUGCCGCCGUUCUAUCCCCGCUGACGAAUGUUCGUCAAAGAUGGAUCUGGAGAAGAAGUGACCCCGACACUGGCGGCAACACCCGAGCCAACCACCGAGGCGCCAACGACCGAGGCGCCAACGACCGAGGCGCCAACGACCGAAGCGCCAACGACCGAGGCGCCAACGACCGAGGCGCCAACGACCGAAGCGCCAACGACCGAGGCGCCAACGACCGAGGCGCCAAUGACCGAAGCGCCAACGACCGAGGCGCCAACGACCGAGGCGCCAACGACCGAAGCGCCAACGACCGAGGCGCCAACGACCGAGGCGCCAAUGACCGAAGCGCCAACGACCGAGGCGCCAACGACCGAAGCGCCAACGACCGAGGCGCCAACGACCGAGGCGCCAACGACCGAGGCGCCAACGACCGAAGCGCCAACGACAGAGGUGCCUCCGACCCAACCGCCAACGACCGAAGCGCCAACGACCGAGGCGCCAACGACCGAGGCGCCAACGACCGAGGCGCCAACGACCGAGGCGCCAACGACCCAACCGCCAACGACCGAGCCAACGACCGAGCCCGGAACUGGUAA